AUGGUUUCCGCCUCCAAGGCCGCCCGUAUGGCGAAGCGCGCCGAAGCUGGCGACAAAAAGACCAAGAAGUCCACUAAGGAGGACGCUGUCGCUGAAGUUGCCAACGGCGAUGAGCAACCCGCGACCACCGAGGCGAAGAUGAAGGAUGUCGAGAAGCUCACCUCACAGAUGGACAAGCACGGUCUGUCCGAUCGUGUCACCACCGGUGUGCUGUCCUCAUUGCCUGCCUCUCGCGACGUCAAGAUCACUUCCGCCUCUCUCGUGUUCCACGGAAAGGUCCUCUUCACUGAUUCUACCCUCGAGCUCAACUUCGGCCGUCGUUACGGUCUUCUUGGUGAGAACGGUUGCGGAAAGUCGACCCUUCUCAAGUCCAUUGCUACUCGCGAGUUCCCCUUCCCCGAACACAUCGACCUGUAUCUCCUGAACGAAGGUGCCCCGAUGACCGACAAGGGUGCUUUGGAGUGGGUCGUUGACGAGGCUCAGGCCCAACUUGACGCCAUGGAGAAGAAGGCCGAGGAGAUUCUCGAGGUUGAGGGUCCCGACAGUCCCAUUUUGGAAGACCUCUACGACCGCAUGGACAAGAUGGAUCCCUCCACCUUCCACACCCGAGCCUCUCUCAUUCUUACCGGUCUUGGUUUCAACAAGGUCACCAUCCACAAGAAGACCAAGGACAUGUCCGGUGGCUGGCGUAUGCGUGUUGCUCUUGCCAAGGCCCUCUUCGUCAAGCCCUCUCUGCUGCUGCUCGAUGACCCCACUGCUCACUUGGAUCUCGAGGCCUGUGUGUGGCUGGAGGAGUACCUCAAGAAGUGGGACCGUACCCUGGUCCUGGUCUCUCACUCCAUGGAUUUCCUGAACGGUGUCUGCACCAACAUGAUUGAUAUGCGCAUGAAGACCCUCCUCUACUAUGGUGGUAACUACGAUUCGUACCACAAGACUCGUGCUGAGCAGGAGACCAACCAGAUGAAGGCCUACACCAAGCAGCAGGAAGAAAUUGCUCACAUCAAGAAGUUCAUUGCCUCCGCUGGUACAUAUGCCAACUUGGUCCGUCAAGCCAAGUCCCGGCAGAAGAUCUUGGACAAGAUGGAGGCCGAUGGUUUCAUUCAGCCCGUUGUCCCCGAUCGCGUCUUCACCUUCCGUUUCGCCGAUGUUGAGAAGUUGCCCCCUCCCGUCAUGUCUUUCGAUGAUGUGAGCUUCUCCUACUCUGGCAACUGGGAUGAUACCCUCUACGAGCAUCUCGACCUCGGUGUGGACAUGGACUCGCGUACUGCUCUUGUCGGUCCCAACGGUGUUGGCAAAUCUACUUUGCUCCGUCUCAUGACUGGCAAGCUCAGCCCCAUCGCUGGUACCGUCAGCCGCCACACCCACUUGAAGCUUGGCGUGUACUCCCAACACUCUGCUGAACAACUGGACUUGACCAAGUCGUCUCUUGAGUUUGUCCGUGACAAGUUCCCCGAGAAGUCCCAGGAUUACCAGUACUGGCGUCAGCAGCUCGGCCGCUACGGUCUGUCCGGCGAGUCUCAGACCGCUAUCAUGGGUACUCUCUCCGAGGGUCAGAAGAGCCGUAUUGUGUUUGCUCUGCUCGCCAUUGAAUCUCCCAACAUGAUUCUUCUUGACGAGCCUACCAACGGUCUCGACAUUCCCACUAUCGACUCCCUGGCUGACGCUAUCAACGCCUACAACGGUGGUGUCGUCGUCGUCUCUCACGACUUCCGUCUGCUUGACAAGAUUGCCAAGGACAUUCUUGUCUGCGAGAACAAGACCGUUCGUCGCUGGGACGGAAGCAUUGGCGCUUACAAGAAGUACUUGCGUGACAAGAUGGUGUCGGCUGGUGCCGUCUAA
Messenger RNA from Penicillium diatomitis, 1839 nucleotides. RefSeq names its product ATP-binding cassette family ATPase ARB1. The transcript is spliced from 2 exons. The coding region runs from base 1 to 1839 and encodes 612 amino acids. Gene Ontology annotation, molecular function: ATP hydrolysis activity; ATP binding. The record is from RefSeq and is a predicted model, not a curated record. NCBI's taxonomy places the organism in Eukaryota, Fungi, Ascomycota, Eurotiomycetes, Eurotiales, Aspergillaceae.